This is a messenger RNA of Entrophospora candida, 444 nucleotides long. The record is from the annotation of a GenBank genome assembly. Lineage: Eukaryota; Fungi; Glomeromycota; Glomeromycetes; Entrophosporales; Entrophosporaceae.
AACGAAGGAGAGGUAGCCAGAACGAAUUUGGGUAUUAGUAUGGAGAAGUGGGAAGAAUAUGGAUUGAUAAAUUUGGAACAAGAGAUUAUACAUUCGGGUAAAAAAAAUUUAUUUUUGAAAUCUGGACUUGUACAACAACUUUCAAGAAUUCUUAUCAUGAAAUAUUAUAGGACUUAUGAUGGUGAUGAUAAGGUAGUGGCGAUGAAUUAUUCGGUGGGUAAUGGCAAAACAGAUGAAAAGGUUUCCGAAUUGUAUCAUUAUCCACAUUUAACCAAAGAUCAAGAAGCAUUGUCAUCAAGAACACCCCAAGAUGGAAUAAUUGACAAGUUCAACUUGGCAAAAGGUGGAAAUGCAAAUCUUGAUUUCAACAGUUGGGCAGAAAAUCCAAGAUUGAAGAAAGUUCACAACAAAAAAAUUCUUAUGAUUGUGGUGUUUUUACAUUAG